AUAUAGUUAUUUUUCUUUAUGCUUGGAUCAGAUUAAAGCCAAUUAUUUGUCAUGACUUCAAGCUUGAAUUUUUUCUUAUUCUUGCAUUUCAUAUUUUUCUUUCUAUAAUCUCUGUUUUUCUUGUUUCUUUCUAUAUCUAUUGUUUUGUUUUUGAUGAAGCAUCAGUAUGUAAAUAUGACCGCGCACUCACACACAUGCAGAUCAGGCCUCUCAGUGGUAACCUGAGGCCUCCCUCUCUCUACACUUUUCUUUUUGUCACUCCAUAAAUCUAUCGCUCUACUUGUCUGAUUGUCUCGCUCCUUGAUCUCCUCCUUUCGCUCUCGUUACAGCUACAUACUGUAUGUUUUUUGGUGUCUCUGUUGUCAUGAUGAUGAACUCACAAAAAGCUUGUGAAAGUUUUUGGGUUUUAUCUGUUUGCAAGCUCUAUGUCUCUGCCGUUCCUUCCCCCUUAGUUGUUUGUGUAUUAAUCUCCCUCCCAGAGACGGUUUAUAUAUGUAUUUGUGUCGUAAUAUGUAUAUAACCGAACGUCCCUUCCUCCUCCUUUUGAAUCUGAAAGUGAAUUAGUAGACUCAGAGGUUGGUAGCAUUUACAUGUUUUUUUUUGUUUUUGUCUUAUUUUUUAAGCUCUGUUACCUCUAGUAAGGGCCCCUUUUUAUGCUAUAGAUUAGAUGUUAGACUAUAGACUUUAGGAUGAAGUUGGGUUCAAUUAAUCCCGCACAGAAACAGAUGUGCCUUCUUCUAGUGACUUUUCCUCCUCUUGUUCUUCUUUCUAUCUAUCUCCCUCUGUUCUUCCUCACUCUCUCUCCCUUUUGCUCCCCAUCUAACAAGGAGUUUAAAGGUGUAGCAGAUGUUGCUAAUGUUGAUGACAGUGAGUGAAGAUGUUUUGACCGUUGUCUGGCUACCACAUGUACUUGUGUGUGACUGAGUGAGUGUAUGUGUGCGUGUGUGUGUGUGUGAGGAAAGCACUUCUUAUUAUUGGAAUAUUGUGGUCUUUCUUUCCUCUCUUCCUCACAUCAGGAUAACAUUGGGCACCGGCUCCUUCAGAAACAUGGCUGGAAGUUGGGUCAAGGCCUGGGCAAAACCAUGCAGGGUAAGGUUUGUAGGACCUCCCCCACUGUAUGUUUGUGUGUAUGUUUGAGUAAGUGUGCGUGUGGAUGUUUUUCUUGAAAUAAUACGUAAUAACUCUCCCCCUUUUACAGUGUAGCCUAACGGCUUCUCUUAGUUCUUGUCUCUACGCUUACAAUCACUAAACGCUCUCUGCUCAAAAUACCAGCACUACGAUUUGAAACUCAUGCCAAAAUGGAAUCUGUAAACAUUUUGUAGAAAUUAAUUAAUUGUCCACUGUUUUUUUUUUUGUUCAGAAUUCACCCAUGUUAGAAUAGUAAUUGUAAAUAUUAGUUUAAUGUAUGUUUGGCUGCGAUGGGGGUGUUUUGAUUGGCUGAGAACAAGAGAUGGGGCCCUCUGAUUGGCUGAGAAUAUGAUUCUGCCUCUUUCCCAUGAUUCCCUUGAAUGGCUUGCCAGAAUGAGCCUCAAUCUCUCGCCCAUUCUCCCCCUCCUUCCGCCUUCGAUCGGUCUAUCUGCCUGCGUCCACUUUUGUGAAGUGAAUGUACACCUGUGGUACAUGUGGGAGUGGAAAUUGUAUUUGCAGAGUGUGUGUGUGUGUGUGUGUGUGUGUGUGUGUGUGUCACCAAAACGAGGGGUGGGGGCUCAGGUGUUUUAGCUUGCAGGGAGAAGUCUUCACACCAUCCCACCUGCAUCCCACUUCUCCUCUUAUAAAUGUACUGACUUGUGAAAGCCUCACCUGACCUGACCCAUCUCCUUCCACCUCUCCUGCAGAGCAUGCUGGCUGUAGAGACCCAGUCUUGUGAAGCUGAGUUUUGAGCAACGCAGGAUACCACAAAACAGAUUGCAACUGAUCCUCGAUAAAUGGCGAGAUUAAAACAGCUGUGAAAGCGAUCUAGUCCUCGAAGAACGAUGCGCUGCUAAAAGCUCUCUCACAGCGUAUGCUUCUCAUAGCUCGUACAGCUGCGUGAUGGAGUAUGCAUACGACGGCCUCUCUGUCUCAAAUGCAUUCAUGCGGGGACUUGGGCGAAAGGGGGGAGGAUGGGGACAGAGUGAUGGUUGAUACAUUUCUGUUGAAGGACAGUCAACAAAGAGAGGGGAAACAAGAGAGCGGACCGCUUUAGGAAUGGUUUUCAGGUUCUCCUCUGAGGGAAGUCUGAAAUUAGAAAGUAUGUCCUCCUUGUGGAGGAAUUCGAAAGCCUGAAAUUAUAGUACCAGAAAUGAGCGGUCAAGAGGAGGAGAGAAGGAGUGUCAGGGAUGGUGAGAGGGUAUCCCUGUAAUCACCCAAGUCCAUUGGUAGGGGUUACACCGAAGCCCCUGUCCCCAAACCCUUUACCCCCUGAACCCUCUCUUUGUGCCUCAAUCUUCCUGCUUAACCAAUUGGUGUUUCUUUUUUGCAGCAUUAUGAUCCUGGCCAUGUUGUGCUGAUGGUAAACUUAGUGUAUCUAGCCCUUCAUUGCGGACGAACUGACCCUGUGCCCAUCAUCCUCAAAUAUGACGUCAUGGGAAUGGGGCGCAUGGAAAUGGAGUUGGACUAUGCAGAAGAUGCCACAGAGAAGCGGCGGGUGCUGGAAGUGGAAAAAGAAGACACAGAGGAACAGCGUCAAAAAUACAAGGAUUAUGCGGAGAAAGAGAAAGCCAUAGCUAAAGCUUUAGAGGACCUGAGGGCCAAUUUCUACUGUGAACUGUGUGAUAAGCAAUACCAGAAACAUCAGGAGUUUGACAAUCACAUCAACUCCUACGAUCAUGCACACAAGCAGAGAUUGAAGGAGCUGAAGCAGAGAGAGUUUGCCCGGAAUGUGUCUUCUCGCUCCAGGAAGGAUGGCAAAAAACAGGAAAAGAUGUUGCGGCGGCUUCUUGAACUGGCCGAACAGAGGAAACAGCAAGACCUUGUCCCUGGUAGUGGCCCUAUGUUUAAAACUACCACAGUGGCAGUAGAUGGAGAAAAGGGGGAAGACUCCAUGGAUGGAGUGCCUAUGACAGUGGACACCAACACAGAGGCUAAUGAAGAUAAGGGAAUCUGUAGCGUUAGCGGUCAAGGCUCCCCUAGAACAGGCCCUGCCAUCAGCUUUGGUUUUAACAAAGCUAGUUCUUCUCCAAUACCUUCUGGAGGCUCACAGGCUCCCAAACUGAGUGUCUCCUUCUCUUUUGCUAAGAAAGCCCCAGUCAAACUUGAGACAGCUGCCGCUGUGUUUGCAGACCAUGGUGAGGAGACAGUGGAAGGAGAAGAAGGUCAGGAAGAGGGAGGAGAAAAGACUGGAGGAGAGGAUGUAGGUGUGGAAUUCACCACUGAUAUCCCUCAAGUAGCAGGAGCAGAAGGAGAAGGUGGAAGUGGUGGGGGUGAGGAAGAGCAGUCACAACCAGAUGAUGGAGGUACCCUGGCCUCGACUUUAAACAAACUGAAGAUGAUGAUGAAAAAGGAGGAAGGUUACUCCGGACAGGAACCACAGUAUUAUCAUUAUGUACCACCUGCACAUUGUCGGGUCAAGCCGCAUUUCCAGUUUCUGCUUUUCAUGAAGGCUUCAGACCAAUGUGAUAGCAAGGAGGAGGAGGAAGAUGGAGCAAAAGAUGAAAAGGCAGCAGCAGGUAAUGACGGAGAGCAAAAACAUAUCAAAAUCAGCAGCUGCACAUCUGAAAAACACACUGAGAAUGAACCUACACAGGCACAAAACACAAAUCCCACAUCAGCUACAGUGAAGACAGAGGAAGAAUCUGGUACCACACCUGCAGGGCAAGGUGAUACAGCAGUGGCGGAUAUCUCAUCCCAACAAGCUGAUACCAAGCAAGUUAUGUCUGAGCCUACAGACACGGGUCCCCGCAUGCCAACUGGCCCUUUCUUUCCUGUGCUAAGUAAGGACGAAAGCACCACGUUGCAGUGGCCUUCUGAAUUGUUGGAGUUUACUAAGGCUCAGCCAUCCCUCUCCUACAGUUGUAAUCCUCUUUACUUUGACUUCAAACAGUCAAGAAACAAAGGAAACUGGGCAAGCAAAAACCUCAAACCUGCCAAGCCAGUUAGCACUGAAGGACGAGAGGGGUCUAAGUCUGAAAACACAGACAGUACUCCUGCAAAUAGUGGAGAGGUCUGCACUGCUACAACGAUUGCUGGGUCCAGUACAGUUCAAAAAGAACAAUCAUCCCUGAAAGAAGGGGAUGCUGAGAGUGAGAACAGCAAGCAGAAAUUACAAAGUAAUGAAGAUGUGUCUGCAGGGUCUAAGAAAAAAAAGAAGAAGAAGAAACACAAGAAGUCAAGCAAGCGUUCCAAACGUAAAGAAAAAGCAGCAGUGGAGGGGGAGUUAGAAAAUGAGAUUUCAGGGGAGAAAACUAAAAAGAAGAAAAAACACAAAAGAAAGAAAAGCAAAAAUAAACCACGUAGCACUGAUGAAAUUGAAGCAGAGGGAGGUGACGGUAAGGAAAUAGAGAAAGAAAAGGAUGACAAAGAUGUAGUAGCCCCUGCUCAGUCAUCAGGAGUAAGCACAUCCCACGAAGGAGGAAAGAGGAAACGUUCCCACAAAAUUUCUCAGUGCUCUAGAGUUGAGGAAAGCAGUGCAGGGAAGCCUAGCUCUGCAGAGGAACACAAUGGUACCAAACGUCUUAAACCAGACACCAACACACCUGCUGCCUCCUGCUCUGCUUCAGCCCAAAAGAGCAUAAGUGGAGGUCGACCUCCAAGUAGUGACAGCGAGGAGGAUGGUGGAUCAUCCUCUCAACGUUCUCGACAAGCUCACCGUCGCUCCACGCCACCACGUGAGCAGCGAAGACACCGCAGUGAUGAUUCUGGACGAUCAGGACGUUCACAUAGUAGGUCGUCUCGUCGAGGAGACCACAACCAUAGACGCCACAGAGGUCAAAAGUCACGCAGUCGAUCCUACUCCAGUAGCUCUGAACGUUCCUCAGCAGGGAGCAGUGCUUACAGUCGCCGUAGCCAUAGCUAUUCAGACAGUUACAGUGACUACAGUGAUGAAGGACGUCGCCGCAGAUCAAGAAGACCUUCCUCUGAAUCAGACUAUGAAAGGCGUGAUAGUGGGCGAUCUCACAGGCGACAUUACACCCCAUCUUCUUCAGAGGAGGAAUCCCGUUCACGUUCACGCUCACACAGCCGCAGGAAGCACCAUCGGCGGAGACACCAACGGAGCAGUAGUCGCAGCUCCAGCCGUAGUAGUAGGAGUAGCAGCGCUCGUUCUUACAGACAUAGCAGCUACAGUCGCAGUCGAAGCUCUGCUAGUCGUUCAUCUAGCUCCACCAAGGGCUCUCCACAACGGCACAGUCACAGCCGGCGAUCUGACAGCUCGUCACGGCGACGGGAUUUCAACCGGUCGCGAAUCUACCGCUCCCAGUCUCCAAGGUCAUCUUCCCGCACACAAACCCGAAAUAGCAACUCUUCAUCGGCACAAGGGACAAGAGGUGGUGGAGCUUCCUCAAAGGAGGGAGGAGGGGCUGCAGAACAUCGAAAUUCAUUCACAGCUCGACAACUCUUGGAGAAAAUCCAGUCUAAAAAAGGAGGGGAUGAAUCUGGUACUGGCACCAAGACUGGCCUCAAGAUCAAGGACCCUCCACAGGGAUACUUCGGGCCCAAGCUCCCCCCUGCCAUUGGAAACAAAAGUAUGUUGCCCCUUUUUGGCAAGCUUCAAGCAGGAAAGAAGCCACCGUUAUUUCCUUUUACACGUUCAAUCGAGGGCGAAAAGUCAGAGCAAGGGAAAAAUUCAGAUAGUAAUGAAGUUAUCCUGGUGGAACCCAUUCGUGAGUUUCCCCCACCUCCCCCUCCACCUCAGCCACCAGUUCAACAACAGCAACAACAACAACAAAAGCAGCAGUUGGAGGAGGCUGUAUCAAAUGCUUCUGUGACCGAGGAGACCAGACAUCCGACCUUGGACCCUCCAGCCCUUCAUGAGUCUCAACCACAAUAUGAGCAGGAUCCAGCAAUUAUGAUGUCUCAAUACCAAGGUGAACCCGGACAAGACCCCAACAAUCCCAUGUUGGAUGGACAUUUAAUGGGGCCUGAAAUGGGUCCACAGCCUACUAUGCACGCCUACCCUGGUUACCCUCCCAACAUGGAAGAUGGGGAAAUGGGCAUGGAACCUGAAGAAGAUGGUCUUGCACCUUUAGAAAGUCAACCAAUCACCUUUACCCCAGAGGAAAUGGAGAAAUACAGCAAGUUGCAGCAAGCAGCUCAACAGCACAUUCAACAGCAACUGUUAGCCAAGCAGGUGAAGACCUUCCCUUCAGCUGCAGCUGCUGCUGCAGCAGCUAACUUGGCAGCAGCUGCCAACCUUGCCCCUGCACCACCGCCCCCACAAGCUGCACUGCAGCCUAUCCACAUUCAACAACCCACAGUUUCUGCAGCUUCUGCUACCUCUCUUACUUCAGUCCAGCAUGCCAUCCUGCAGCACCACGCUGCUGCCAUGGGACUCCAUCCCCAUAACCCACAUCAUCCCCAUCCUGCCCAUGCCCAGCUAGCCCAGGUUCACCACAUACCUCAACAUCAUCUGACCCCUAUCUCCUUGUCACCAUUGGGCCAUUCCUUGAGUCAUUCACUGGGUCACUCUUUAGGACACACCGGCUUGAUUCCAGCCCACCACACUGCCUUCCUUUCAGGCCAACCUAUACAUAUUAUACCAGCCUCUGCACUCCAUCACACCCCUCUCGCUCUACACCACAUCCCACAUGCUGCUCUCUACCCAACUCUCUUCGCCCCUCGGCCAGCAACUGCUGCGGCAGCAGCUGCCCUACAGCUACACCCACUUCUUCACCCUAUCUUCUCAGGGCAGGACCUUCAGCACCCUCCAAACCAUGGCUCCUGAAAAUUAGUCUUCUCUCAAAAAGAGGGCCUGGCCCAGCAGUGUGAAUAGCUAAAAAGUUCUAGCUAAUGAUUGGCACGAUCUGGCAACACACUGUCCUCUGUGUGCCCUGCUACCUUAGGAUGACCUCAACUGGGCUGUUUAGGAGUACAUUUAAAAUGAGGACAGAAUACGAUCUUGGCUGUCAUUUUAGAUUGUAAUGGCCUGAACCAGAAGCCAGGUUGGCAGGUUGACGUGUGUAUGGGUGCAUUCAAUGUGUGUGUGUGUGUGUGUGUGUGUGUGUGUAUAUAUAUAUAUAUAUAUAUAUA
Messenger RNA from Carassius gibelio (silver crucian carp), 7164 nucleotides. RefSeq names its product G patch domain containing 8 (gene gpatch8). The transcript is spliced from 8 exons. Bases 2489 to 6859 code for a protein of 1456 amino acids. NCBI's taxonomy places the organism in Eukaryota, Metazoa, Chordata, Actinopteri, Cypriniformes, Cyprinidae. The record is from RefSeq and is a predicted model, not a curated record. Gene Ontology annotation, cellular component: nucleus. Gene Ontology annotation, molecular function: nucleic acid binding.